AGUUCCGUGAAUCAUUAUACAGCCGCUUCAAUCCGUUCUGGGCGAAUCAUUACAAGCAGCAACAAUCCGUGGAAAGAAAGUAGUACAUUUCAGCUGUUGAGAAGACAUGGACUUGAAAAAUAAAGUUGCGCUCGUGACUGGUGCUGCCACCGGGCUCGGAAGAGCGUUCAGUGAGGAAUUGUUAAAGCAUGGGGCAAAGGUUGUUGUAUGUGACUUGGACUCCGAUGCCGGCGAAUUGACUGUGGAGGAACUCGAAAAACAAUAUGGAGAAAGGGUGUUAUUUUGUCACUGCGACGUUACUGAUUAUGUGCAGUUCGAAGAAGCCUUCGAGUACACUGUGUGCAUGUUCAAGGAGGUCAACAUUGUGAUAAACAACGCAGAAAUCAUGAACGAUAACUUCUGGGAGCUCGAAGUCGAUGUAAACCUGAACGGUGCUAUCCGAGGCACACUGCUAGCCCAAAAGUUUAUGGACAAAAGCAAAGGUAGAGAUGGUGGUGUCCUGGUUAACAUUGGAUCUGGAGUCAGCGUCAAGCCACAGUUAUCUACUCCUAUUUAUACCGCAACUAAACAUGCCAUUCUUGGCCUGACCAAAGCGUGUGGAGAUCCAUUCCAUUACGGCAACACCAACGUACGAGCGUUUGCUUAUUGUCCAGGACCAAUCGAGAAUUCAUCAUCGCACAACAAACGUUUCAUGUCGCCGGCAUAUGAGAAAGCCAAAGAACUGGAUAUGAAUGGUGUUCAAUUACAAAGAAUGGAGCAUGUGGCCAAAGAAUUGAUACCGUUGUUAAAAAAUGCACCUACCGGUUCCAUCUGGCUGGUAUCAGGAGGCAAACCAGCCAAGGAGAUUCCUUACAGUAGCAUCUAAAGCUCAUCCUACAACACAUUCUACGUACUAGCGCUUUCGACUCGUAUCACAUUACCAUCAGUUCAAGCAGCAUAUGGCAAACUCGACAGCAUAUUAUUAUAAGCAAUUCCAGUCCGAAUUAACAAAACAAUCCUUAAUGUAUCAUCCAUUCAAACUGUACUUAUACCGAUGAUUGAUGCAUCGUGCAUUCAGUUCUCACAUUAGCGCAUACAUUCGUAGCGAAACAGCAUUGAUACGGGACAAAUACUGUUCAAACCCAUUGUCAUAUUGCGCUGGAUAUUAUUGAAAAGAAAACCUAACGCUUUUGAUACACAUAAUUAUCAAGCAAGACGAAUAACCGAGACGAAUUUCAAUAUUGUAAGACAAAAUUGAUAUGACUCAAUCGGUACCAUUGUCGUAA
Messenger RNA from Anopheles moucheti, 1265 nucleotides. Its product is annotated as 15-hydroxyprostaglandin dehydrogenase [NAD(+)]-like. NCBI's taxonomy places the organism in Eukaryota, Metazoa, Arthropoda, Insecta, Diptera, Culicidae. The transcript is spliced from 4 exons. Gene Ontology annotation, cellular component: cytoplasm. The record is from RefSeq and is a predicted model, not a curated record. Bases 107 to 865 code for a protein of 252 amino acids. Gene Ontology annotation, molecular function: oxidoreductase activity, acting on the CH-OH group of donors, NAD or NADP as acceptor.